This is a messenger RNA of Annulohypoxylon truncatum, 1186 nucleotides long. RefSeq lists its product as uncharacterized. Bases 115 to 801 code for a protein of 228 amino acids. NCBI's taxonomy places the organism in Eukaryota, Fungi, Ascomycota, Sordariomycetes, Xylariales, Hypoxylaceae. The record is from RefSeq and is a predicted model, not a curated record. The transcript has a single exon.
CUUGUGUAUGUCUUCAAUUAUAGGUAGGUAUGUAGUAUUUAAUGGUCUACUCCUCCGGAGUGAAUAUCGCCAUGCACACCAAUCCCCUCACAUACUAUCAUCAGCAAAACCACAAUGCUUCCUGUUAUUAGUUUGUACGGAAUUCUGGCGAGCGGAAAGAGCGCGCUAGGCUCCAGGCUUUCCAAGCAGUUUAACCUAUACCACUUAUUCGUCCCAGAGUUGCUCACGUCGUUGAGCAAUUCCCCUUUCAGCGGCACGAAGACCGUAAAGCGGUAUAUCUAUGACUACAUCAUGGAGGGGGGCAUCAUCCCCGCCGAUCUCUGUGAUUAUGUCAAAAAACGUGGGUUUAUGGACCAGACGGUAGAAGUCGUACUUGCUUACUGCCACCAACAUGGCCUUCCGACCCCCUUAGCCAUCCUUCUCCCGUUUCUGCAGAAGAAGAUGGAGAGGGUCGCCAAGGAAGGUAAUUACAGGGCUAUCCUCUUAGACGGUUUCCCACGAAUAGUGGACGACCUUAAGGCCUCCAGGAAGGUCUUCGGCAAGGACAUACUUGAUCUCGCCAUCGUGGUUGAUUGUCCUUAUGAGGUUGCGCUAGCCCGCUAUGAGAAGCGCUGCGAUGAUGCGAUCGGGAAAAACAUCGCUGACUUCUCAAGUCAGAUGCCUGAGCUGUACCCCGAGUUAGAGCGUAUCGGACUCGUAAGGAUUCUGAGCGACGACUCUGUGUCCAUCCACGAUGCAUACAUUGGGCUUCUCGCUAAUCUCUACCCCAACCGAACUUGGAACAAGAUUAUAAAUUCCUAGACAGUUGGCGAUCUGUGAUCAUCUAAUUUUUUAGGUGGAAAAAAAACUAGACAAUCCCAUGAACAAGAUAGAAUGAAUAUUUUUUAUAGAAAACCAAAACAAAGUCCUUUGCGACUGAAAAUAUCUUUAAGUUGAUUCUCUGCAUCAAGCGAUCUCGUGACGUAGGCAUAUCGUGAGGAAGCCCAAGCACCACCCCCCUUUAACCUCCCAAACCAAACCUCACGGAACACCCCUCCCAUCCCUCGUAGCCUUCGCCAACUCCGACAUCGCCGUAUCGUCAGCAUAACGCCUAUAAAUCGGCACCAAAUACUCCCUCUCACUCGUCGUCCUCCUCACACUUUCCCUCCCCGUCGCCGCACCCACCCACCUCCUCCACCGCCCCCAC